This is a messenger RNA of Apus apus (common swift), 2382 nucleotides long. It is a transcript of the gene SGCZ, whose product is annotated as sarcoglycan zeta. Bases 69 to 1091 code for a protein of 340 amino acids. Gene Ontology annotation, cellular component: sarcolemma; sarcoglycan complex. The record is from RefSeq and is a predicted model, not a curated record. The transcript is spliced from 9 exons. NCBI's taxonomy places the organism in Eukaryota, Metazoa, Chordata, Aves, Apodiformes, Apodidae. Gene Ontology annotation, biological process: cardiac muscle tissue development; heart contraction.
CCCCUUCCCUAUUUAUUUAUUUGGCACAACUUCCCUAGUUCCCCCUCUGCUCCGCUCAGUUUCCUUCUAUGGACAGAUCAGCAAAGCUGGACACUGAGGAGCUCAAGAAUCCAUGUGUGAGGUCAUCUUCUGUUAUGUUGGUUCUGUUAUCACGUAGGACAAACUUCCUUUGGGAUUGCCGUGGCCAGAUGACACGAGAGCAGUAUAUAUUAGCAACACAACAGAACAGCCUUCCAAGUACUGAACAUCCUCAAUUUUACCCAGUAGGGAUCUAUGGAUGGCGAAAGAGGUGCUUAUACUUCUUUGUCCUUCUACUAUUGGUUACCAUGAUUGUUAACUUAGCAAUGACAAUAUGGAUUUUGAAGGUUAUGAAUUUCACAGUGGAUGGAAUGGGAAAUUUGAGAGUCACUAAAAAAGGAAUACGACUUGAAGGAGUAUCUGAAUUUCUACUUCCACUAUACGUGAAAGAAAUCCAUUCCCGAAAGGAUAGCCCGCUGGUCUUGCAGUCUGACAGAAAUGUAACAGUGAAUGCAAGAAAUCACAUGGGACAGUUAACUGGACAACUGACAGUAGGAGCUGAUGCUGUGGAGGCCCAGUGUAAGAGAUUUGAAGUGAGGGCAAAUGAAGGUGGAAAAGUGUUGUUUUCUGCAGAUGAAGAUGAGAUUGUCAUUGGAGCUGACAGACUGAAAGUAACAGGCACGGAAGGGGCAGUGUUUGGGCACUCUGUGGAGACACCCCAUAUCAGAGCAGAACCUUCCCAAGACCUCAAACUUGAAUCUCCUACUAGAUCUUUGGUGAUGGAAGCACCCAGGGGAGUGCAGGUCAAUGCAGCUGCAGGAGACUUAAAGGCUACCUGUAGGAAAGAACUGCACUUACAGUCCACAGAAGGGGAAAUAUUUUUAGACGCAAAUACAAUACGUCUGGGAAAUCUACCAGUGGGUUCCUUUUCCUCCUCCUCCUCCCCCAGCUCUUCAGCUCCUCGACAGACUAUCUACGAGCUCUGCGUCUGUCCCAAUGGCAAACUUUACCUGUCCCCAGCAGGAGCAGGCUCCACAUGUCAAUCCAGUAGCAACAUCUGCUUGUGGAGCUAAAAAGACUCCAAUUUAUCCUCACACCAGAAUAGCCUUUUGUUACUAUCCCUGUGCUUCACAGUUUUGCUCGGUUUCCCUUGUGACAAGUUCGAUGCUUCAAACGGCCUGCAGAACAACUUCUUCCAGUGUAAGCAGGAAUACAGCACUGCCUUCUCUUGUGGUUUGUGUUGCCACUCAAUGCAGAGAUGGGAGUGAGAUAUUCAGAAAUCAAUGUAUUCUGCAUCAGGAAACCUGGAACAUAAUAUCACCUUUUGUCCAAAAGGAAGAAUAACACAGGUGCCUUUGCUACAUGAAGUGAAGCACAUAGUUUUAGAUUUUUGCAGGACCUGGAUAUGAACUGCAUAUAUAUAUAUAUAUAUAUACACACAGAGAGUACAUAAAUUUUCCUAGAAUCUGAUGGUGAGAUGAAUUGGUUCCCCUGUAUGAUAAAUAACUUUACUGUCUGAAAGCACAAUUUUCAUUCAUCUUUUUGGAUGUAAACUUUUAUCCCUGAAUUUUAAAAUGUUGAAGCAUUGUGUGAUGCUUGCUUUACUAAACAAUUAAAUUCAGUAAAUGUUUUUUAACACAAAAAGAGACAGAAUCCCUCCCUGAGUUUGGUUUCUUUAAAGGUGUGUUGUUACUCUUUGUCUACUGAGUCUAGGGUUUUGUACACUAGGUAAAUUUUGGAAGUGCUCAGCAAUAUUACUUUGCAGAGUUGAACAGACAUCUGCUAUUGUUUGUCUGAUCUGAAUGGCCUUAUACAGUAUUUUCAUGGCUACUGCACGUGAAGCGAUUGUGGAACAUAUGGUUUCUAGAACAGAAAAACAGGGUAAAGAGGGAAAUACUGAUGAUAUGUUUGUUGAUCAGUGUGUUGCUCUUCACAAGGUAUUUAUAAUUGGCAAAUGCAAAACAAAGAAAAAAUCUUCAAAGGUGCAUCUUGGCCAUUUUCUGUGUCUAACUGCUGCCAUUUGAACACAGUACAAAUCUUAGUACUGAUGUAAAGUGUAAUGCUGAGAAGCAAUGCACUAACAAGUGGUAUGACAUUUACAUUUGUUAUUCUCGUUUGUUUACCAUCUCCUGCUAAGCUUUACAACGUAAUAGUAAUAUAUAUGAAAACAUUAAAUGGCUUUCAAUAUUAAAAAGUACAUUCAUAUUACAUUGACUUUAUCAGGUCUGUGUUUAAAUUAUGCAGCCCCAUUUGCACUCAGAUCUCACUACUGACUUCUUUCUCUGACAAGGUUGAUGUGGAAUUUCUUUCUUGCAUCAAUGUUCAUACUAGUUUGGUUUGAUUGGUAAUUGAAAUAAUAUAGAA